Messenger RNA from Pezoporus flaviventris, 1735 nucleotides. RefSeq names its product acrosin-like. Gene Ontology annotation, molecular function: serine-type endopeptidase activity. Bases 37 to 1110 code for a protein of 357 amino acids. NCBI's taxonomy places the organism in Eukaryota, Metazoa, Chordata, Aves, Psittaciformes, Psittacidae. The record is from RefSeq and is a predicted model, not a curated record. The transcript has 5 exons. Gene Ontology annotation, biological process: proteolysis; acrosome reaction.
CUCAGUUGCUGUCGCUGCCAUGUGCCGCCGGCAGUGAUGAAUCUGCUCCCUCUCCUUGUCCCGCUGGCCAUGGGCUGGCCCGCUCAUGGCACGCAAAACAGCUGUGGAGCGAGCUGCGGGCGCCGGCCCAUGGCUGCUUACUACAGCAAGCAGCGCAUCGUGGGUGGCAGAGAUGCCCUGCCAGGGGCCUGGCCCUGGAUCGUCAGCAUCCAGCAGACCUCAGAAGCAGGCACCGUGCACAUAUGCGGAGGGUCCCUCAUCAGCCCACAGUGGGUCCUCACAGCAGCCCACUGCUUCAUAAACGCCAAGCAUAUCCAGAUGUGGUUCGUGCUGCUCGGGGCCACUCGGCUGACACGGCUGGGCCCCGAGGCUCAGGUGCGCAAGAUUAGGAAGCUAAUUGCUCACCCCUACUACAGUAGGGUCACAGAGGAGAAUGACAUUGCCUUGCUGGAACUGGACCGGCCUCUCCAGUGCAACGACUACAUACAGCUUAUCUGCGUGCCAGACAUGUCGAUACGAGUGUCCCAGCUGACAGACUGCUACAUCAGUGGCUGGGGUUCCAGGAAAGCAAAAUCUGCAAGCUCAGCUACUGUCCUGCAGGAGGCCAAGGUGCACCUCAUCAAUGUCAACACCUGCAACAGCAGCGAGUGGUAUCAAGGGGACAUCCACACCCACAACCUGUGCGCUGGCUACCCGGAGGGUGGCAUUGACAGCUGCCAGGGUGACAGCGGUGGUCCUCUCAUGUGCAAAGACAACAAUUCUGACUUCUUCUGGCUUGUGGGAGUCACCAGCUGGGGGGAAGGCUGUGGGAGAGCACAACGGCCGGGAAUUUACACCUCCACCCAGCACUUCUACAACUGGAUGGUGGCAUCGAUGAGACUGCGCCCGGCAACAGCAACCAACCCAACACCACGGCCGGUCUCCACCUCACCCCCUACUCAGACCCCACCACCCCGCCCUCAGACCUCACCAGUCCCCCAGACCCCCACACCAACACAGGCAGGCACAUUCACGCUCUGCCCACUUCCAUGCCAGAAGAUGAUGCAAUUCCUCAACCUGCUGCAGGAGCUCCAGCGGUCCCUAAAGGGAAAAAGCACUGAGAAGCAGUAGGACACAGGAUGCGGGGCAGACUGUGCUGUACCAUGACCAUUCCCUUCUGAGUCAAUGCCUCCUGAUUCAAAGGCAGCCUCACUGUUAAAGCAGAGUAGUACAACAUGCUCUGAUAAACACACAACCAUAAGUAAUUACAGCUACUCAUUGAAUCCCUCCAUAGAUCAGAGGGCUGAGGCAGAAUCUCUGCUGCUAAAACAACCCCUUCUAGUUAAAAGGUUUAACUUGCCCAUCUGAAAGAGUGCCAGACACUAAAGGUUGUGCAAGAAGAGCAAGGACAAACCACCAAAAACUAGGAACUCCCAACUUCAUUUUGGCUGUAAACCCCUAGUUCUGGCCCCCCAUGGGUAUAGAUUAUGCAGUAUUUACUGUAUGGAUAUGAAUAAUCCUCACAGAGCAACACCAUACUCACAAGUGUUCAGACUGAGCAGUAGGAAUAGUUUAGGCAUUUCUCUUCUGACUGCUUCCCUCUGGAAUGUGGGACUUUGUCUGCAAGUUACCAAUGUGUCUAAAUGAGCCAAGCCUUGAAAGCGGGGUACCCCUAUGCAAGCAUGGGCACAGGAACACAUCGUUACCAUGAUACAUCCCUGGCCAUAAAAUAAAGUGAGAUUCUGAAGCUGAAAAA